Molecule: messenger RNA, 3293 nt
Organism: Linderina pennispora
Lineage: Eukaryota; Fungi; Kickxellomycota; Kickxellomycetes; Kickxellales; Kickxellaceae
Exons: 3
Coding region: 120-3293 (1057 amino acids)
Biological process (GO): mitotic spindle assembly checkpoint signaling; chromosome segregation; peptidyl-serine phosphorylation
Cellular component (GO): kinetochore; nucleus; spindle
Molecular function (GO): protein serine/threonine/tyrosine kinase activity; protein serine/threonine kinase activity; ATP binding
Source: RefSeq, a predicted model, not a curated record
UCUAGCCUACUUUUGCUCUGCUGCGACUACUAUUCCUUCACUGACACCUAUACCGACCCUUAGAAACAGCCACCGACAGACCCCCAGACAGGCAACCGCAAUUCCACUCGUACAGACUAAUGUCGCAAUUCGGUUACGGGGAGCGUGACAAUGGACACAAAGAUAGUCGACCGACACGGACGCUGUACCCAGAACUCAUGCCCCAAAAGCGCCUUGCUGCGUCAAAGCUAUUCGACUUGUCCAGCGACAACUACGACGAUUUCGAGAAUUUAAGCGACCUGGAGAAUGGUGGGCCUGGACGUACACUCCGACAUGCACCCGAGCAUCAAUCGACCAGCCCCACUACUUUGCAAACCAACAGCAACAACAGCAGCUAUAUACCGCCGAUGUCGCCAAGGCUGGGAGGGUAUCGGCGCCUCGGGCGCAACAUGUCGAUAGACGAGUCUGAUUUUCAGGGACCAAACACAAUUGCUACGAGUAUGUUGGACAGGGGCGAGGGCAAUAGCAGCGGUGCGCCCGAGCAGCCACAGGGCAGCACCGAACCCGCAGCCUACAUGCCACAGAGGAGUAAUCCCCCACCGAUGCGGCGUGCUGGACUUGCACGAUACACUACACCAGCUGCAUCACGCGGCAGCUCAGUGAGCACGCAGCGCUCGCAGGAGGGCUCAAGCGAUCAGGAGGUAGGCGAUCCAAAGCCUGUUAUUCAUGCAGCCGGAUUGCGCGGAUUGCCUCUAGAGGAGACACCAACCUAUAGGCCGCCAUUACCGCAGCUCGGCCAAGGUUCAAUAGUUACGAAUCGUUGGAAGCACCGCAGACGACUAGGGCUGGGCAAACCCAAGCGGCGCGAUGCGGGACAGUCAUCGGACGACAAUGCGGAUGUGUCGGUGGGCAGUCCACCAGCAUCGCUUGACUUCAUGGCACAGUCACCUCCACGGUCGCCCUUGCCAAUUUUUGGGACAGACGGCAGUGAAAACAAUGGGCCUCGUCAUCUCCUUAUGGCUAUUGACGGCGUCGAGAAUACGUACACCACCCCUGCGCGUUCCCGGCACCCUAGCAAAAGCGCCAGCAUAUCAGCUACUAGCCAAGACGCACCGCAGCGCACCAGUGCUGCCACCAAUGGCUCGUUUGAUAUCAGUGACGUAUCGAUGCAUAGCACUCCGCGUGGUAACGGUAGCCGUGCGCAAUCGCCUGUGACUGACGAGCUGGGUCGGAUGCAGAGAGGCUCGCAGUCGGGAUCGCAGUCAGGAUCACGCGUAUCAUUUAACGAUGCUGAGCUUCAGCGUUCAGCGACUUCGUCUUCACAAGGUGAGUCGACAAGGCGGCGAGCACGGUCGCCUAGUGCUACGCAGCGUACGCGGUCAAUGGUGGUCACAUCCAGACCCGACAGUAUUCCUGCUGAAAACAUGAGACCACAGCGAACAGACUACCCCAAUGUAUCACCAAGGCAGUUCCAGCAUCAAUCACCGAACUACCUACUGCAAAAACAACAACAACAGCAGCAGCAGCAACAGCAGCAGGGCAGGACACAGGGACGAGCAAACUCUACGUCUUCAACCCACACUCCAUACGGGCCGCAGAAGCGGGAAAUCGGAUACGAUAGUCUUGAGAACGGCCCUGGACCCAGCCAGUCGCAGCACCUCGACAAAGUUUACAAAGACACAUCACCGCACCACCCCUCGCCACGCGACCGUCAGCGCGCUUUCAGCAAUUCCAUGCGCAGCAGUAACAGCAGUGGCGAGGUUAUUGUUCCAUCGGACACACAACAAGCAGAAGAUUCGCGUAAGCUGGCGAGACGCGCUCAGUCGCAAGGUCCCGGGUAUGUGUCGCCCAGAUCAUCAGCACGCCGUGGGUUGCUGGAGACAAACUUCAACGUGUUCAUGCAGCAAGGCCCUGACGAUAGUAAGGCUGCACUAGAGAGUACAAGGAUGGGAGUUCAAUCAAACCGCAGACCAGCAGAGCAGUACGUUUCGCCUGGAGCCCCACCAAUGCAGUCUCAAAAGUCUACAGUGUCACCAAUGGACCGGCAGUUUCCUACUUCAGUGCAACCGCCAUCAGAGCUGCGGCAAUCGCCGAACCAGAAUCAUCAGCAACCCCAGCAGUCGCAGUCGCAGUCGCAGCCAUGGCCACAAGCGCAUGAAAUGCCGCCACCAGCUGUUCCCCAGGCUCAGUCGCUGUCACAGCCGCAGCCGCAGUCGCAGUCGCAGCCGCAGUCGCAGUCGCAGCCUCACUUGCAGCAACAGCCGCCUAGGGUAGGCGUGGAUUCUAAACGGGCGCUGUCGGUCAACGGGCAUACUUACCAAAAGAUAAGCAUCACGGGCCGAGGCGGCAGCUCCAAGGUGUACAAGGCAAUGUCGCUGAAGCACGAGAUAUUCGCCAUCAAGCGGGUAUCCUUUUCACGUGCGGACCCGCAGGCAAUCGAGGGAUAUCUCAACGAAAUCAUAUUGCUGCGAAAGUUUCGGGGCAAUCCACACAUCAUCCAGCUGUUCGAUGCUGAGAUCAACAAGGAGCGUGGAUUACUGCAUAUGGUGAUGGAAUUUGGCGAGACCGACUUGGCGAAUGUGCUGAAGCGCCAUGGAUCCAAACCUCUCGGGAUGAACAUGAUCCGCCUCUACUGGGAGCAGAUGCUACGUGCUGCGCAGACAAUACACGAGGAACGUGUCGUGCAUGCCGACCUCAAGCCAGCAAACUACCUGUUGGUCAAAGGAUCGCUGAAGCUGAUCGACUUUGGAAUUGCAAAAGCAAUUGGCAACGACACCACUAACAUCCAUCGCGAGAACCAAAUUGGAACCGUCAACUACAUGUCGCCCGAGGCAAUCAAGGAGACGAACAUGGAAGGCGGUGCACGGGUGAUGAAGCUGGGUCGGGCCAGUGAUAUCUGGUCGUUGGGCAUCAUCUUGUACCAAAUGUGCUACGGCCGUACACCGUUUGCGCAGCUGGCACUGUUCAAGAAGCUAGCAUCUAUCCCUGACCCGACCUUCAAGAUUCCAUUCCCUCGCUAUAUGGCCGGCUGCCUUCAGGCUUGUCUACAGAGGGAUCCUGUCCGGCGAAUGACCAUACCGCAGCUGCUGCAAGACCCGUUGCUGUGCCCUGUCUCUUUCGAAAAUGCAUUGCUACCGCACAUGUCGCAGAUGCUAUCGCUACUUAAGCGCAACCCGCGUGUUCUAGAACAGUGGGACGUGUCCAAGACGCAGAACAAUAGCAUCUUGGAAACAUUGGUCCGCGUCCUGCACCAGCAGCAGCAAGAAGCAGAAGCAGAAGCAGAAGCAGAUACCGUAAAUUAUCUAUCGCAUUAA